This is a messenger RNA of Kockovaella imperatae, 1543 nucleotides long. RefSeq names its product CDP-alcohol phosphatidyltransferase-domain-containing protein. Lineage: Eukaryota; Fungi; Basidiomycota; Tremellomycetes; Tremellales; Cuniculitremaceae. Gene Ontology annotation, cellular component: Golgi apparatus; membrane. The record is from RefSeq and is a predicted model, not a curated record. Bases 286 to 1239 code for a protein of 317 amino acids. The transcript is spliced from 7 exons. Gene Ontology annotation, molecular function: CDP-diacylglycerol-inositol 3-phosphatidyltransferase activity. Gene Ontology annotation, biological process: phosphatidylinositol biosynthetic process.
UUCCUAAUGUAAAGACGGUCAUCAUUAGCAAACGAUUAGGAUUUCAGUUGACGGGCUUGCCCGUUGCCCCGAAGGGUUCAUGCAAUGAGGCAAAGGCCGGCAUACAUCGCCGUCACAAAUCUUGGACCAUAACACACCCUCCUUGUCCGACGUAUAUCGUAACGGGUCUGGCUCGAAGAGCCAUAGCUGAGGCUCUUCAAAUCAAGACCUUGCACAAGAGAUCUCUUCGUAUCAUCUACCAUCCGGUUCGUCGACCGCAAACAGCUUUGUCAAUCUCAUUUCACCAUGGCACCUACAACUCGGUCUAAACAGAGCACCCCGGAGAGGCAGAAUGCCGGAUCCUCCUCAUCGACAUCUACCGCAGUCAAGUCCCAGACGUUGGAUGGAGAGAAGGGGCUCAGAGUACGAGAAGGGAGUCGAGCGAGGCAGGAAGAUGUCGUAGAUCCGAACUAUGCUCUCGGGCUGGCGAAUCGCUCACAUGAAAACGUCUACUUGUUUGUCCCGAAUGUCAUUGGCUACAUUCGGGUCGUCACUGCCGCCGCCUCACUAUACAUCAUGCCGACGCAUCCGAAAGUGUGCACAUUCAUCUACUUUAUCAGUUGUAUUCUGGAUGUGUUUGACGGAAUGGCCGCGAGAAAGUUGGGUCAAGAGAGCAAAUUCGGAGCCGUAUUGGACAUGGUCACGGAUCGCUGCGCUACAGCUUGCCUGUUAUGCUUCCUCUCGGCUACUUACACCAACCACUCUCUGCUCAUCAUGUUCCUCAUCACUCUAGACUUUUCAUCCCAUUACAUUCACAUGUACAGUUCUCUAGUGACUGGCUCAUCAAGUCACAAGGCAGUCACAUCCGACGUAUCCAGAAUUCUAUGGUACUAUUAUCACAACAGGAAUGUUCUGUUUACCGUAUGCUUCGCCAACGAAGUAUGCUUCGUUUGUGCCUACCUCGCAUUCUACGAGAAGACUCCGAUCCACUCUUCUGUCCUCAUCAAAUACCUGUCUCACCUUCUUCCAGUCCGUCAAAUUCUUUAUCAUACUCCAGCACCUCUGGACUACCUCCUUGAGACGCUCGGAAAUGUCACUUGGGCUCAACUCGUCUUUUGGCUGACUGCGCCGGUCUGCGCCCUCAAGCAAGUCAUCAACGUCGUUCAGUUCUGGAAAGCUAGCAAAAUCCUGGUCGGAGUGGAUCUUGCUGAACGACAAGCGGCGCGAGAAGCCGCAGCUAGGGCGGCUAGAGGUCGAUAAACGUAUGCACGAUCGAUCACGGCGAGCAAAGAUGGGACGACGUGAGAAGACGAAGGAUCUCGGCUGACAGAGAUCAUGGCGAGAACGAUGUGAGACAGUCGGACUCAUGUCGUACGAGACAAGAGGGUGGAACCGCGAAAGUGCUCUCUUUGAGCCAGGUCGACAAUGAUGCGGCGCUUUCUGCGUAAUACAAAAGCAUCUGUAAUAAUUUUCCUUUCCAUCUGACGGAACAAACACCAAGUAGUUUAGGUAUUCAUAGUGACUUCCAGGCCUUGAUUCCCCCCUUUAAUGAGAUGAUGCAGAU